GGUACGUAGUGCGCCUGCGUCGAUGUUUUGUGAAGGCCCGCGACUAGCCAGCGUGCUAAUCCACCAUAUACGGAACCGUACAGAGAUUUUUUAUUAUUAUAAAUAACUAACUUCUGAUAGCCCCUUUUAUCUCUGCAUGCGCCGCCGGAUUUAAGGUCGGUUCGAUUCACAGCCAGAAUGUCCUUCCCCCCGCAUUUGAACCGGCCGCUGUUGCCACCUCCUGGGAUCCCGCCUCAGUAUGCUGGCUUCGCCACAGGAGCUCCGAUGAUCCCGGUUCACAUGGGCAUCAUGGCCCCCGCGAUGAUGCUGCCCUCCGUGACGGUGGUUAGUAAGCCUGUGAUUCACAAGCGGGAAAGUGCCGCGCUGCGAGCCAAGGACGACGAGAGCAGCGGGCCCACCACCACCGUGUUCGUGGGGAACAUAUCGGAGAAGGCUUCAGAUAUGCUGAUCAGACAGCUGCUUGCGAAAUGUGGAAUUGUUCUGAGUUGGAAGAGAGUCCAAGGAGCCUCUGGCAAGCUUCAAGCUUUUGGGUUUUGUGAGUACAAGGAGCCGGAGUCUACAUUACGGGCCCUGAGGCUGCUCCAUGACUUGCAGAUCGGAGACAAAAAUCUCCUUGUGAAGGUGGACGCCAAGACAAAAGCUCAGUUAGACGACUGGAAGGCCAAGAAGAAGACUGCAAAUGGGCAGACUAAAAAGGCUGAAGAUGGAGGCGACGACGAGGAAGAGGUCCUGGACGAGGAGACCAAGAAGAGGGAUCAAAUAAUUAAAGGCGCCAUCGACGGCUUGAUGCGGGAAUACGCCUCCGAACUCAACGCACCUUCGCCGGACGAGGAAUCCCAGCGACGAAGGAGAAAAAAAGAGAAAAAAGAAGAGGAUGACAUUAACACAAUCGACAUGGAGGAUGACAAGAGGGACCUGAUUUCCAGAGAGAUUAAUAAAUUUCGUGACACCCACAAGAAACUGGAAGAGGAGAAGGACAAGCGGGAGAAGGAGCGGCUGGAGUUCGAGCGGGAACGGAGAGAUCGGGAGAAGGAGCGCGAGCGGGAGAGAGAGCGGCGCGACCGCGAGAGGGAGAAGGAGCGCGAGAAGGAGCGCGAGAGGGAGAGGGAGCGAGAGCGGGAGAGAGACCGGGACAAGGACCGCGACCGCCGGCCUAGAGAGAGGGAACGCGACCGAGACUGGGAGAGAGAAAGGAGCCGCGAACGGAGCGUCGAACGCAGCCGAUCCAGGGAUAAGAGUCGAGACCGAGAAAAGAAGCGAGACCCGGAGGAUGAAGAGGAGGCAUAUGAGCGCAGGAAGCUGGAGAGGAAACUCCGAGACAAAGAAGCAGCCUAUCAGGAGCGUCUAAAAAACUGGGAGCUCAGGGAGAGGAAGAAGGCUCGGGACUAUGCCAAGGAGGCCGAGAGGGAAGAUGAGCGCCGACGAGAAAUGGUGAAAGAGGGGAAAAGGCUAAAAGAGUUUCUUGAAGACUAUGAUGACGACAGAGACGACCCGAAGUAUUACAGGGGCAGUGCACUGCAGAAGCGCCUCAGAGACCGAGAGAAGGAGAUGGAGGCGGACGAGCGUGACAGGAAGAGGGAGAAGGAGGAGCUGGAGGAAAUCAGACAGAGGCUGUUGGAAGAGGGACAUCCAGACCCAGACGCAGAGCUACGCAGGAUGGAAGAGGAAGAGGAGGAGCGUCUGAGACAACCGCCCGUCGUCCCAGAACCGGAGCCCGAGGAGGAACGAGAGCACCACAGGGGCUCGCGGGACCACCGGGACCGCCGCGGCACGGAACCAGACCGGGCGGAAGCGCGUUCACGGCCCCCCGCCCCCUCAGAUGACGAGGUGGAAGAGGGCGAGGAGGAGGAGGAGGAUUACGGCAAUGGUGAAGAAAACCCCGACGCGCAACCCUGCCCAAAGCCCAAGAUGAGGCCCAUCACAGCGGCGCCCUCCGUGUCGUCGGGCAGCGGCGGCGCGACACCCAACUCGCCGGGGGACGAGUCGCCCUGUGGCAUCAUCAUCCCCCACGAGAACUCUCCCCCUGAGGCCCUGCCGCAGGAGGAGCACCGGCCCAAGAUCGGCCUCAGCCUCAAACUAGGCGCCACAGGAAGCCCCAGUCAACCCAACGCGGGCAAGAGGAAGAAGCUGCCCGUGGACAGCGUCUUCGACAAGUUCGACGACGAGGAGGCAGACGAGCAGCCGCGCAGGAGGAAGCUGGUGCCGCUGGACUACGACGACGACAAGAGCCUCGGCGUGGACGGCGCCGGGCUCUCCGGCGUCAAGGACGCCGACAACGAAGAGAAGCACAAACACAUCAAGAGCCUGAUCGAGAAGAUUCCCACGGGGAAGCCAGAGCUGUUCUCCUACGAACUGGACUGGACCAUGGUCGACACGACGUUAAUGGAGCGGCGCGUUCGGCCGUGGAUCAAUAAAAAGAUCAUUGAGUACAUCGGCGAGGAAGAGGCGACGCUAGUGGACUUUGUCUGCUCCAAGGUGAUGGCUCACAGUAUGCCACAGAGCAUCUUGGAUGAUGUUGCAACGGUUCUUGAUGAAGAAGCCGAAGUGUUCAUCGUGAAGAUGUGGAGGUUACUCAUCUACGAAACGGAGGCCAAGAAGAUUGGACUGGUGAAAUAAGCGAAAACAGCCACUGAAUGAAGAUCAACAUUUUUUUUUUUCCAUACAUAGUGUAGCGUUAUGAUGUCACCCCAAACAAUUUGACUUGUCCUCAUCAGUAUAGACUGUAACUGCAGGUUCUGCUCAUUUUCACCCGUUGUUCAGGUCUCGUUUUUUAAUUUUUUGGGCUCAACACACUCAGGCUAAAUUCACCUUGUCUGUUUGCGGCUGCUGACCGUGUCGGUGUUCUCAUGUAUAUACAGUACGUUAUUAUUUGACUACGACGAAAAAAAAGAGGAAGCCAAGCACCAACAUCUCUUGGUCCUGUUCUUUUGUUUGUGUACAAGCAGCCAGUUUACCGGUGUCUUCAGUACUUCAGGUUGGUUAAGCUGAGAGUUCAGAGAACGCACAACUACAAACAAGGAUGUGAUUAUUUUUCAUCUACAGGGUUAUUUAUUCAAUGAUUUAGACUCAGCUUCCUUAAUUUGUUUUUCCUCAUCACAUUCCUGAUAAACACGUUGGCAUGUUCUCGUCUCAUGAACACAGAGCUAUCUAUGGACAAGACCCACAGAAAUAUCUUGGGUGGCAAAAUCCCUGCAGCUGUAAACACACACAUACACACACAUGACCACUAGAGGGAAAUGAGCUAAGAAUGGGGGGGAUGAUUUGAAGAAGAUGCUCUCCAUUUGUUUUUGUAUUCGUGAACAUUUGAAUAAAAUUGAUUUUUAUAA
Molecule: messenger RNA, 3326 nt
Organism: Scophthalmus maximus (turbot)
Lineage: Eukaryota; Metazoa; Chordata; Actinopteri; Pleuronectiformes; Scophthalmidae
Gene: rbm25b
Product: RNA binding motif protein 25b
Exons: 17
Coding region: 178-2616 (812 amino acids)
Biological process (GO): regulation of alternative mRNA splicing, via spliceosome; mRNA processing
Cellular component (GO): spliceosomal complex
Molecular function (GO): mRNA binding
Source: RefSeq, a predicted model, not a curated record